AUGGCCACACCGACCAGAUCCCAGACUGUCUCUACUCCCAAACCUCAUCUUUCCACUCCUAAUAGACUGAUGGCCUCUCCGCGACCCGGCACCUCCGGCAACUCAAGCCGUCCUCUCGCCUACAAGUCACCCGCGGUCAAGACACCGGCCUCCCUUCAUGGCCAUCACGUCAGUGUAUCCUCACAACCCUCCUCCACCCCUCUAGCCGGCACCGCUGUCCACGACGAUCUCCUAGCUCUCAACUCCCCUGCUGCUGCCCUGAUGAACUCAUUGGGCACGACAGGGCUGACACCGCUGGGCAGUGCCGCGGACGGCUUGGGCAUUACAACACAUAUACCCGGUGGCCCUGCAAGGACCACUGCUGCACCUGUGAAUCCAGAAGUCGAACGCCUACAUCGCGCGCAACUGGUGGUGGAGACUCUGAAACGUGGUGUCGGCGGCCAUGGCAUUACUCGGGAAGGCGUGGAAAGAAUUGCUCAGCUACAGGGCUUCACUACUCUUUGGGACGAUGACAACCUGACGAUUGCAGGCAAUUGCGUGGACCUCGAAGUAAAUUUUGAAGCAGGCGGCAGAGACAACGUUAGGGACGUCAGUCUCAAGCUCAAUAUUUCGGAAACUGUAACGGAAACCGAGGAGCCUCAAUUCCAAGCACAAGGCACCCAAGUUAUCAAGGACAACCUUCACGGCGUUACCAUUGUCAAUGGUGUCUCGCAAUGGAGAAGCCUCGAUGCGUUCGCCUCCAAUUUGCAGUACCUCAGUCAACUCGAUAGAAUCGAAACAGGGUCACCAUGCUUCAAUGCCGUGGGAAAUCUAUACCAGACAUUCCGGCAAAUCUGGGAUGCUGAGAAGGCGAGAUUUCAAGGACGAAGCCCUUGGCAACAUCUUAGGCAGAGCGCCGUGGGCAGGCCUGUCAUCGACCGGAAGCCCAGAUUAGGAUUGGCAUUGGACUAUUGGACUUCCAGCCAAAGGCCAGGCCAGCCGCCCAAUGCAGCAGGACGCGAUGAAGUUGACGAGGGUGCCAAUCUAUACACGGCACAUAUUUCUUGCGAAGCCGGCUUGCCCUCGACUGCUGUCAUGGAGAAAUGGCUAUCGGACGGUAUUCUAGUUGAAGACACCAGCUCAAUGCUGAACUCCGAGGCGGUGAAGCCAAGGCCGGACUGGAGAAUGCCUGCCCAUGAUCCAGAAGCACUUCUAGCUAAGCCAGACAGUGAUGGGACAGCGAUGGAGAAACCUACAGACAACUCGUCCAAUAUCCUGGACUUGCACUUCUAUUGUGACCUUGGCCCUGAAGUCUACCUGCCUCUCAAUGUCGCGGCCAACCUGAAUGUGGAGAUCACCAUGGUCAACAUCGACCAGGAGUCCACCUUGACCUAUCAGGCAGCCCUGCACAAGCAAGCCGAUGCUAGAGACGUCGAUGGCAACGGGAGCGCCUCUGCAGAACGGUGGCUGAGGUGUUUGCCUCUCUCGGAUGCUACAAAUCCAGACUGUCCGCGGAAGCAUUCCUAUGCUCUGCACUCUGCACAAAGCGCUACAGCCCUCUGGUGUUUUCCUGUCAGACAUCUUAACUUUACCCAUCCCAAGCAGAUUGCCGCCGCACUGCCGAUCUUCCGGCAGUAUGUCGUUCUGUGGCGCAUGCUUCAGAGCCUUGUUGAGUAUGCAGGCCAGGGAGAGACCAUAGGCUCAGGCCAAGGUGCGCCUAAAGGGGGAAGUUCAGACGCACACGCUCGACCUCUAAAGCGUACGAACAAAAAGGCACCGGACUUUCAGGUGGAGGACCUUCUUCAAUUGACCAACGUACCGAGCGCUGAGGAGCCAUUGCCCAUUGACUUGACGCUCGACGUUCUCUCAGACAUCUCAAAGGCCAAACUCGAUCUUUACGUUCCGUUGGUCAGGUCAUAUUCACGACAGCAGAAGAGCUCGUUCAUCUUCCUAAGCUUAUGCAUCUGUCAAGACGGAGUAAUCGAAGUCCGCGAUUUACGUGGAUUGCCCUCCUCGCUCGGUGAUUCAUCAAACAUCCAGUCAAAAGUGAUUCGAGUUCUGGAGGCGACGGAAGAUAUCGGCUUGACAGUUGAGUGGCUACUGGAGCAAGCUUCUGCGCAUUCAUGA
Messenger RNA from Cladophialophora carrionii CBS 160.54, 2106 nucleotides. RefSeq lists its product as uncharacterized. The record is from RefSeq and is a predicted model, not a curated record. Gene Ontology annotation, biological process: regulation of transcription by RNA polymerase II. Bases 1 to 2106 code for a protein of 701 amino acids. The transcript has a single exon. Gene Ontology annotation, molecular function: transcription coregulator activity. NCBI's taxonomy places the organism in Eukaryota, Fungi, Ascomycota, Eurotiomycetes, Chaetothyriales, Herpotrichiellaceae. Gene Ontology annotation, cellular component: mediator complex.